Messenger RNA from Prosopis cineraria, 1333 nucleotides. RefSeq names its product NAC domain-containing protein 2-like. Bases 71 to 937 code for a protein of 288 amino acids. The record is from RefSeq and is a predicted model, not a curated record. Gene Ontology annotation, biological process: regulation of DNA-templated transcription. The transcript is spliced from 3 exons. Lineage: Eukaryota; Viridiplantae; Streptophyta; Magnoliopsida; Fabales; Fabaceae. Gene Ontology annotation, molecular function: DNA binding.
CCGCCACAUCAUUAUAUAUACCCUUCUCCCGCCUCUGUUUUAGGUUUCAACCUUCACUUCAGCCCUCCACAUGGCCGCACCUUCGGAGCUUCACUUGCCACCGGGCUUCAGAUUCCAUCCCACCGAUGAUGAGCUCGUCAUGCACUAUCUCUGCCGAAAAUGUGCCUCCCAACCUAUAGCCAUCCCCGUCAUUGCUGAAAUCGACCUUUACAAGUACGAUCCCUGGGACCUUCCCGGCAAGGCUCUGUAUGGAGAGAAGGAGUGGUACUUCUUCUCGCCCAGGGACCGCAAAUAUCCCAACGGUUCCAGGCCGAACCGCGCUGCCGGCACGGGGUACUGGAAGGCCACCGGGGCUGACAAACCCAUCGGACUUCCGAAACCCGUCGGGAUCAAGAAAGCCCUGGUUUUCUACUCGGGGAAAGCGCCCAAAGGGGAGAAAACCAAUUGGAUUAUGCACGAGUAUCGUCUGGCCGACGUGGAUCGCUCCGCUCGCAAAAACAACACCUUGAGGCUGGAUGAUUGGGUGCUUUGCCGAAUAUACAACAAGAAGGGCAUUAUUGAGAAACAACCGACGGUUGGCAGCCCCAAAACUGAAUGGUCUGAAAUCGUGGACAACAAGCCGGAAAACGUAUCUCUCUGUAUUAGAAUUCCCCGGCAUCAUCCUCAUGCCGCGGCUGCGACCGAUCACUUGAACUUUGACAAGUCGGAUUCAGUCCCGAAGCUGCACACGGAGUCGAGCUGCUCCGAGCAUGUCGUAUCGCCAGAGUUUGCAAGCGAGGUGCAGAGCGAACCCAAGUGGAGUGAGUGGGAAAAACACCUUGAGUUUCCAUAUAAUUACGCGGGCGCCACCAUGAACAACGGUUUCGAGUCUCAGGCUCAGUUGAUCCUGAGCAAUAAUCAGAUGUGGCCGUUGCAGGACAUUUUCAUGCCCUUCUGAAUGGAUAAACGGUGAUGAAUUGAUCGUAUCCGGUGGGGAAACGAAUUUGCAGGGGCUGCAUCGCACGGCAGCACGAGACAGGAGGAGGUCCAUGAGUGUGCAUGUGCGGUCGAGUAGGUGAUUAUUUUCGCCAAAUUAAGACUAGGAUGGAUGAGGAAGGUGGAAGUAGAUUUGUAUGUGGGGAAUAUUCGGUGCAGCGUUAUGAGCCCAUCGUUUUUGAAGUCCAAGGGUGCUUGCAUGUUGACGUAUCUGGAAGGGACUCGGAAUCGGAAGGACCAAGCAUGCAUGUGUAUAUAGCUUGUUUCUACGUGCGUAAGCUGCUAUGUGAUGGAGUUUUGAACUUUUCAUGUUCCGUAUAAAUUAUAACCAUUUAAUUAAAGUAACCGUUUCAUCUUA